AUGGCCACGGUUGCGACUCUAGAACCACCGACUUCAGUGAACAGAACAAAGUAUACAGCCGAACAUGUCGAGCGAGUGGACAAAAUCCGUGAGGACAGUCUCCCAAGAGAUAUUGAGACUAUAGCUUUGGUAGUUGACAAGCCAAAGGCUGGUUUCAAGCUUUCUCCUGUGAUCCUUGAUGAAGUGAGGGAUGAUGAAAUCUUAAUCGAGAUGAAGUAUAGUGGAAUCUGUCACACUGAUCUUGUGCUUGAACAAGGCCUUUUGCCAAUGGUUGAGUUUCCAGCUAUCUUCGGCCACGAGGGCGCGGGGAUCAUUCGUGCCAUUGGGAAGGGCGUACAGAAUAAGAAUUUAGAAGUCGGGCGUCCUGCUCUUCUCUCAUUCAAUACAUGCGGAUCCUGCAAACCUUGCAAAGAAAGCCAUCCGGCGCUCUGCCACAACCACCCUGCAGUCAACCACAAUGCUGUUCGAACCAGCGACCGAAGCACACCGGCCAGGCGACCAGACGGUCAGUCAGUACGCAGCCAGUACUUUGGACAAUCCUCAUUUGCAAAAAUGUCUGUUGUGAAUGAGAAGUGUGCUGUGCCGUGCGACGAUCUUGAACACUUGCCAAUCUACGCGCCUAUGGGAUGCGGCUUCCAGACGGGUGCAGGAACCGUUCUCAAUGUACUCAAACCCACACAAGAAGACUCCAUCGUAAUAUUCGGUCUGGGUAGCGUUGGUUUAACGGCAUUGAUGGCUGCCAAAUUUUUGAACGUCGGACACAUUAUUGCUGUGGACAUCGUCGACGACAAACUCGCCCUGGCCAUAGAGCUUGGUGCUACGCACGCGGUCAACUCUCAGAAGGAAAGCGAGGUUGUUCGGAAUAUCAAAGAAAUCACAAACGGCGGUGCUACCUUCGCAAUUGACUGUACCGGAAACCUGAAGGUCAUUGAGGACAUGAUCGAAUCGAUUGGACCUCAGGGUACGGCGGCGAUUGUCGGUGUUCCUCGUGCGGGUGUGCAUAUCAAGAUCGACCCCUUGACAUUCUUGUUAGAGAACAAGAAAUUCAUUGGUGUCAUUGAAGGAGACUCAAAUCCCCAGGAUUUCAUUCCUCUUCUGAUUCAGAUGCACCACGGUGGAAACUUUGCUAUUGACAAGCUUUGCAAAACGUACUCAACUGCAAACCUUCAAGAUGCUAUUGAUGACAUGCAUGCGGGAAAGGUCAUCAAGCCGGUUAUCGCGUGGGACUGA
This is a messenger RNA of Penicillium cinerascens, 1230 nucleotides long. Its product is annotated as NAD(P)-dependent alcohol dehydrogenase. Gene Ontology annotation, molecular function: zinc ion binding; oxidoreductase activity. Lineage: Eukaryota; Fungi; Ascomycota; Eurotiomycetes; Eurotiales; Aspergillaceae. Bases 1 to 1230 code for a protein of 409 amino acids. The record is from RefSeq and is a predicted model, not a curated record. The transcript is spliced from 3 exons.